Molecule: messenger RNA, 1466 nt
Organism: Manduca sexta (tobacco hornworm)
Lineage: Eukaryota; Metazoa; Arthropoda; Insecta; Lepidoptera; Sphingidae
Product: BRISC and BRCA1-A complex member 2
Exons: 7
Coding region: 261-1361 (366 amino acids)
Biological process (GO): double-strand break repair
Cellular component (GO): BRISC complex; BRCA1-A complex
Source: RefSeq, a predicted model, not a curated record
UUUGACAUUUCGUAAUUCCUAUUUUGUCUGAAUUCUCCUUCUUACGUAGUAUAUUACUUACUCUAUGUUCUCCUUGUUUUUGCUGUACAAAAAUAUUUUCACAAAAUAAGCAUCACAACCCAGUUUUUAUUAUUUCAAUAUUACUUUAUUAGAAUUAUUAAUAAAUCAGUAAUAUUUAGUAAUAACAGCCAAUUACCUACGUAUAAAUGGAUUUCUGAAAAACAGUGCUGAUUUGAAUAGAAAUUAUAAAAAUAUUUGCGAUGGGUACUGAAAACUGCGGAAUUCUAAAUGAUUUAUCGCCGGUUUUUCGGCCUUAUGUUCAAAAUAUGUAUCAAGAUUUAAAACUCGGUCUAUGCAAAACGAAAGUGGAUUUUGAAAGAAUAUCAUGUUCACCAGAUGGAUCAGAAAGCCAAUUUCGCGUUAUUUUGCCAUAUUGUUCCAAAAAAUUAAAAUGGGAUAUAUUAUUUGAUUCAUCAACACCAUGGUUUGCACCUGAUUUUAGAUUUGAUGAUGAUAGUUUUCUUUCUAAUAUUGAUGAUGAAUUUUUGGAGAGUAAAGUACCAAGCCUUGCAAAAUGGAAUGAAUGUGAUCCUAGGGCAUUAAGUAAUGUUGUAUCAGAAUUGGUUAACCUUUACAAAAUCCACCAGGUGAAAAAGUUACAUGAAGAUGAGAGUUCACGUGCUUAUUUUGAAUACACUGCACUUCUUGGUGAUGCGUUGACUUCAGAAUAUGAUGUGGAAGUAUGGGUUGGAAACCACAUUGUUGAGUUUCUCAUCCGACUCAAGGUUGACACUUCAAGACUACCUGAAUUAUAUAGUGAAGGAAUUGAGGAGAAUCCUGGUAUUGAUACAGCCCUGCUAUUGGUAAGGUAUCCAAACUCAACUAAUGCAGAACUAAUACUUUCACCACAACUCACUAAAUCCCUUGGAAAUAUAUCUUUGCCACAAAUGCAUCAAUCUGGUGUUUUAAUGGAUUAUGUGCCAAUGGUCACGGAAUUGCUAAACAAUAAGAUACAGGAUUUACUAAACAAUGAAAAAUUAAAGAGAGAUUUACUUGCACAAUUAAUUGUUAAAUAUGAAGGUGGUAUCCUGGAAUAUGAUGCUAAUAAUGCAGCAUUUUUAUUCGAAAUCAAUGAUUUCCAUUGGAUUUUACAAAUAGACAUAGGGACCUUUCCAGAAAAACCUCCAAUUUUAACCCUUAGAUCUGUUUAUCACUGUAAUAAAGGAAAACCGAAAUUUAAGGUGUUAUCAGCCUGUCCAUAUAGCAACUUUGAAGAAUAUAUUGAGCAGCAAGUUGAAAUUUUCAAGAAUGAAUGUAAAGGAAUGUCAUCAAGCAAUCCACUUUUGAACAUAGAUAACUAAGCUUUGUGGAGUGACUGGUAUUAUUUACAAUAAACAGGAUAAUAAUACUAUAUUCCCUAUGGAAUUACAUAAUGUAAAUGAAUAAAUCAUAAUGUUCUGUCUUUA